AGUGAUAAAUAUAAAUAUAAAUAAUUAAAUAUAAAAAAUAACUGCAAGUGCUUUUGUGAGAAGAAAUCAGUUCUGUGUUUGUGUGACUGAACAAAACAGCGCUGUGUAAAACACUCGCUGUAUAAAAUAAUAGAUAAUUUUGCCAAACCAUGGUAGAUGUGCAAUCCUCAAAUAUGCCAAAAAGUUUAUAUCUGUUAAGCAUAGCUUGCGUAGGUUCAAAUUUGCACAAAAGACCUACGGAUAAAAAUGUCUUACGAACUUUGCCAGAUAAUGUCCUCAUGGAUAUAUAUUACACGAUGUUACAAGAAGAAGAGAUUUGUAAUUUAUCAAUGGAGUUGGGCGAUCUAGAGAUUUUUGCAAGACUUUUAAGGGAGCUAAGUGCCAGAAUAAAAUUACUCAAAUGUUUUCAGGCUGUGAUGGAUCAUAAAUCAAACUCGGCCAGAGAUUUAUCAGAUCAGAUGGCAGAGAAAUGUUCAGAAACUGAUCCACAAGAUGAAAAAAAGGCAGUGGAGACUAUACAAUUAGGUCUUAGAUUAGGUGGGUUUUUGUCAGAUGCUGGAUGGUUCACACAUAGCGAAAGAGUUCUAUUAUGUGUUCGUACAUUAUGUCACGAUUGCAAACGAACUGAAAGAAUGAUGCAUCUGACAUUACAGUGCUAUCAAAGAUUGUUGCACACACAAUCAAUAUUUUAUCGUUUGGAGGCUGCUUUGGAGACUGCAAAAAUGUCGACAGAAUUAGUUGAACAAGUUUUACAUGGUCAGAGUUCUUGUUCUAAACCAGAGCAAGAUGAUCCUGGUGAAAGUACUUCUAGUGAAAUAUUACUGAAUUGUCAGAGUUCCAUUUCUUCGGAUAGUGAAGAUAAUUUCAGUGAAGCUGGUCCUUCUGAAUGCUCUUCGUGUGAAACAAAAAAUCUUGCCAUAUCAUCAGAGUCAACUGCUGCAUCAUCAGAAAGGUCAUAUUUUUUUAAUCCGGAUAUUUUUGUUAAAAGCAAUUAUUCUUUGUGCAAUCAAGCACCAAAUGAUGGACUUGGCAGACAUUUGGCAGCUUUGUAUGCUGAGCUUUCACGCUUGUGGUUUAAUAGAAGUGAUUACGAUGCCAGUUAUCAGUAUAGUGUUAAGGCUUUGAAAUAUUUGAGAGGCGAUGCUCCUGCCAAAGUUAAGAUUGAUGUUCUUCGUCAAGCAGCCAAAUCUUGUGUGGUAAAAAGAGAUUUUGCAAGAGCAGGGUUGUUGAUCAGAUUAGCCGUUUACUUAGCCAGAGAAACAUUUGGAUUGAAACAUCCUAAAUACUCGGAUGCUCUAAUAGAUUACGGGUUCUAUUUGCUUAAUGUAGAUUCUAUAGCUCACAGUGUCAAAAUAUAUAAGGAUGCUUUAGAUAUAAAAUAUGCCAUAUUUGGAGUAUACAAUCUUCAUGUGGCCAUAGCACAUGAAGAUCUUGCCUAUGCACUCUAUGUACACGAAUACAGCUCUGGGCGUUUCUACAAAGCACGAGAAAAUGCUGAAAAGGCCAUAGAAAUUAUGCAGCGUUUAGUUCCUAGCAAUCAUCUGAUGCUGGCUUCUGCGAAACGUGUAAAAGCUCUUAUUUUGGAAGAGAUUGCCCUGGACAACAUAGGUGAAGGUACACUUUUUGUUGCAGAGAAUGAACUUUUGUAUGAGUCCGAAAAACUACACUUAACUGCUUUGGAAUUAUCUACAAUGGCCUUUGGAGAACGGAAUGUCCAGACUGCUAAACAUUAUGGAAACCUCGGGAGACUUUAUCAGAGUAUGAAGAAGUUCAAGGAGGCAGAAAGUAUGCACCUAAAAGCGAUUGCAAUUAAGGAGCAAUUGCUGGGAUCUGAUGAUUACGAAGUCGGUUUAUCUGUGGGUCAUUUAGCAUCUCUCUAUAAUUAUCAUAUGCUACAAUACAGGGAGGCUGAGACACUUUACCAUCGCAGUAUUGCUAUAAGUUUAAAGUUAUUUGGUGAAACUUAUUCAGGACUUGAAUACGAUUAUCGUGGCCUGGUGCAUGUUUAUCAUGAAUUGAAUGACAAUGACAAGAUGUGGCAGUAUGAGGAAACAUUAAGUCGCUGGAGACAAUUGAGAAGAGAUCAGGUGCCCAAUCAAGUAGAAAUAGAUAUUCAGGAACCAAUUAGUAUAGAAGAUGUUACACGAAGGUUUUUCGCAAUGUGCAAACACAAAUAAGUGGUACAAGAAGCAAAAAAACAGAAAUUAAGUCCCGUACAUAUGUAUAACAAGCAUAAGUGAAAGAAAUCUACAUGACAAUUUAUAUAAGUUUCAAUAAAUUAAAAUCAAAGUAUUCUACAAUUUGUAAGUAAACAAUGCCAUUAUCUUUCAGAAAAAAAAACUUAGAGCAAUAUGAUAAAAGAUUUUAGUUAAAAUAAAAUAUUUGCAUUGACUUAUUUUUUACCAACAAUGUAUG
Molecule: messenger RNA, 2415 nt
Organism: Ctenocephalides felis (cat flea)
Lineage: Eukaryota; Metazoa; Arthropoda; Insecta; Siphonaptera; Pulicidae
Product: amyloid protein-binding protein 2-like
Exons: 14
Coding region: 150-2177 (675 amino acids)
Biological process (GO): intracellular protein transport
Molecular function (GO): protein binding
Source: RefSeq, a predicted model, not a curated record